This is a messenger RNA of Fundulus heteroclitus (mummichog), 2869 nucleotides long. RefSeq names its product WEE1 G2 checkpoint kinase (gene wee1). The record is from RefSeq and is a predicted model, not a curated record. Gene Ontology annotation, cellular component: nucleus. NCBI's taxonomy places the organism in Eukaryota, Metazoa, Chordata, Actinopteri, Cyprinodontiformes, Fundulidae. Gene Ontology annotation, molecular function: non-membrane spanning protein tyrosine kinase activity; ATP binding; magnesium ion binding. Gene Ontology annotation, biological process: protein phosphorylation; mitotic cell cycle. Bases 1 to 1860 code for a protein of 619 amino acids. The transcript is spliced from 10 exons.
AUGUCGAGCUACAGCCGCCAUCGACACGGAACGCCGUCGCCCAAAUCCCGACCGAUUCGCCAGAAGCUACAGUUCACGUCCAGCGACGGAGAAGACGACUCCAUCGAGGACGUCUGCAACAGCACCGGGGGAGAGUCCGGCUUCACCGAGCUGGACUCCCCGACGCCCGUGCGCCGGGAGUCGGCGGGCGAGCUGCGGGAGGGCGGCAGCAGCCCCCUCAACCACUCCGGCGGAGACGACGAGGUGGAGCUGUGGGGCGAGGAGAGCUUCGGCUCCCCGUCGACGCAGUCGCCCAGCAGCGUGAUUUUCGCCCACUGCUCGCCGUCGCCGAAGAAGGCGUCUCGGCUGUACGGAGGCUCGCCGGAGCGGAGCUACGUUCAGGACGACGGCGAGGGCUCCAGCUCCCCGAUCCCGGACUGCCCGGACACCCCGCCGCAUAAAACCUUCAGGAAGCUCCGGCUCUUUGACACGCCGCACACACCGAAGAGUUUGCUGUCCAGAGCCAGGGCCUGCGCCCCCGGAUCUUCCAGCAGGAGAGUCGCUCUCUUCAAGAACGUGGAGUCUCCGCGAAAGUCGUUCACGGGCAGCUGCAGGAGACCGCAGGCCCCCCUGGUCAACAUCAACCCCUUCACCCCGGACUCCCUCCUGAUCCAGUCCGCCACCCAGCAGAGGAACAACAGGAAGCGAGCGCACUGGAACGACUCCUGUGGAGAAGACAUGGAGGCCAGUGACGGUGAAGGAGAGGAGGAGAUUCUCCCACCAUCUAAGAGGAUCACCAUUAAGGAGAGCAAUAUGAUGUCCCGCUACGCCUCUGAGUUUCUCGAGCUGGAGAAAAUCGGCUCUGGGGAGUUCGGCGCUGUUUUCAAGUGCGUUAAACGGCUCGAUGGCUGCAUCUACGCUAUUAAGAGGUCAAAGAAACCCCUGGCAGGAUCCGUGGAUGAACAAAAUGCUCUGCGGGAGGUGUACGCCCACGCCGUGCUGGGCCAACAUCCUCAUGUGGUGCGGUACUACUCGGCCUGGGCCGAGGACGACCACAUGCUCAUCCAGAACGAGUACUGCAACGGCGGCACGCUGUCCGACAUCAUCGGUGAAAACUACAGGCGGUUCAGCUACCUGUCUGAGCUGGAGCUGAAAGAUCUGCUGCUGCAGGUCUCCCGAGGACUCAAGUACAUCCACUCCAUGUCUCUGGUGCACAUGGACAUUAAGCCCAGCAACAUCUUCAUUUCGCGCAAAUCUGUAGCGAGCUGUGAUGAUUCUGAUGAGGACGACGGAGUAACGACCAGUGUUGUUUACAAAAUCGGUGAUCUUGGUCACGUGACCCGAGUAAACAAUCCACAAGUGGAGGAGGGGGACAGCAGAUAUCUGGCCAAUGAAGUUCUCCAAGAGGACUACAGAAACUUAACAAAGGCAGACAUCUUUGCUCUGGCUCUGACGUUGGUCAGCGCCUCGGGGGCCGAACCUUUACCCACCAACGGGGAAAAGUGGCAUGAUAUCAGGCGGGGGAAGUUACCCACAAUCCCACAAGUGCUUUCUGUAGAGUUCCUCGGUUUGCUUAAGCUGAUGAUCCACCCUGACUCGACCCGGCGACCGUCAGCCUCUGACCUCAUAAAACACCCGGUGCUUCUGACAGCCGCUAGGAUGAGUGCCGACCAGCUCCGAGUCGAGCUCAACGCGGAGAAAUUCAAGAAUGCUCUGCUUCAGAAAGAACUGAAGAAAGCGCAGCAAGCCAGAGCGGCAGCUGAGGAGAAGGUUUUGUCGACUGACCGGAUCCUGACGCGCUCCACGCUCCAGUCUAACCCCAGACCUUCGAGGCUCAUUGGAAAGAAGAUGAAUCGGUCGGUCAGCCUUACGAUCUACUGAGACUUUACUUCUACAGGAACUCAAACACGAAGGCUCAUGGACCUUUUAAAGUCGGCCUGUUGAGGCGAACUGGUCUUGUUUUUCCUUUUUGGAGAAGAACCAGGUCCGUUAUGUUGGGAACUUCUGCCCAAGCUGUAGACCUACUACACUGAACUGGAAGUACUCUGGAUAAGCUUUUGUAUAGUUCAGCCCUGUUUCUGUUGGGCCUUUCCCUUCUGGGGGAAAAAAAACAAACUUCUUUCCUUAAAGGUACUUGCUUUACCUUUCACACUCAGUCAUUCCUUAAGUUUGCAAAGACAUCAAGCUCUCUCCUGGAUGGCCGUUGCACUUCCCCGGACAAAGCCACUGCCCGUUGGCCGCAGAUGGGAGCUGCAGCGAAGCUCUCCUCAGAGUGAAUGUACUUGCCUUAGCCGUGCGCACCUUACUGCCUGUCACAAGCCUGAUGCUGGGUACCUGAUGGUCUGACAACUGACGAUGUCUGUUUGUGAAGGAGCACUUUGGAGCCAACAUGUAGUGCUUCUACCUACCACAGCAUUUUAAGGAAAAAGUAUCUUGCUGCUAUUGAUGUUUUGUAUGUAUAACGGGGCUUUGCUCAAAGUUUGGACCAUUGUUGACUCUUUAUUUUGAAGUGGAAGGAGUCCAUUUCCACCAUUUAAUAACACUCAUUGGUUUAGUGUUUGGAUGCUUUUUGUAUCAUGUGAUCCGAGGACUUAAUUUCAUCUGUUUUGAAUUACUGAAACCAGUGAUCUGGCUCGUUAAUUGUGAGGUUUGGACGGAUCCGCUCUUUGAUUUAGUUUCGCUGUUGGUCUUUGACGCCAGCCCCUCCUGUAGCAUUAGAACAAUCAUUGUCCUGUUCUUUGGUUGCCAAUCUGUUCUCCUGUUCUGCCAUCCGCUUCACAAAGCUGUUAAAAGCCUUUUCUCAUCUUCAUGUUCUUGUAACCCCUUACACAGAAAGCUUUUUUUUGUGUUAACAUGUAAAUAUGUUCCAUAAUAAACUCUCACAUCACUU